Rhipicephalus microplus (southern cattle tick) is the source of this 2003-nucleotide messenger RNA. It is a transcript of the gene Alg1, whose product is annotated as ALG1, chitobiosyldiphosphodolichol beta-mannosyltransferase. Lineage: Eukaryota; Metazoa; Arthropoda; Arachnida; Ixodida; Ixodidae. Gene Ontology annotation, cellular component: endoplasmic reticulum. The record is from RefSeq and is a predicted model, not a curated record. Gene Ontology annotation, molecular function: mannosyltransferase activity.
AUCAAGCGCUUCGGUCUGAGGUUCCUCGAAACGGUCUACUUCGUCAAAGACGGCUCCGGCGAGGACCUGGGAGGCUUCGCCGUCGGUUCGGACUGCUCCGUCUGUCGGCGCGCCGUGUGCCACGCCAGCGAGUGCAGCGUCUUCUACGCCAAACGCUUCUGCAAGGCCUGCUUCGUUCGGCACAGUCUGCAGUUCCCGCCGCAGAUGCGACAGGCCUUCGGCAAAUAGGUAAAUCUGAAAGCAGUGUGUGAUCAGCCAUGACUGAAGACGCUCAGAGAAACCGUCGGGUCGCCGUGGUGGUCCUUGGUGACUUUGGACGCAGCCCGCGUAUGAACUAUCACGCUUUGUCUCUUGCAAAGGAGCGAAUCGAGGUGGACGUGGUUGCCUACAGUGGUUCUCAACCCGGCCAGGAUGUCCUGUCCAACCCACACAUCCACCUUCACCUCAUGAGGGAACCACCCUGUUUUCAGAAAUAUGUUCCAAGGCUGUUGGCAUAUGCUCUCAAGGUGCUGUGGCAAUCUCUAGCCUUGUUCUUCAGACUCAUGUUCCUGUGCAAGCCUAGCCAUGUUCUUGUUCAGAAUCCGCCCUCAAUACCAACGCUACCUGUGUCGUGGUUCUGCUGCCUCCUGCGAGGCUCUGUGCUCGUGGUGGACUGGCACAACUACGGCUUCUCUAUCCUAGCUUUGGCGCUUGGACCGGAACACCUUCUGGUCCGGAUGUGCCACUGGUGCGAGGAAAGGUUUGGCAAGAAGGCAGGCAGUGCAUUCUGUGUGUCUCAAGCAAUGCAGGAGGACUUGAAAUCCAACUGGGGAGUGCAAGCCGACAUCCUCUACGACAAGCCCUCGUCGGCAUUCCAGCCAACCGGAGCGGAUGAGCGUCACACCCUCUUUGAGCGUCUAGCCGUGGAGUAUCCAGAGUUGGCCCGCACGGUCAAUGCACCUGAUGAAGCUGGUGGAGGAAACAUAUUCACCGAAGCUGCACCAGACUCCGGUGCUGCGACUCUGAGGGCCGAUCGACCGGCUCUCAUCGUCAGUAGCACCAGUUGGACAGAGGAUGAAGAUUUCUCAGUGCUUCUGGAUGCCUUGAUGAAGUAUGACAUUCGCAAAGGGGCCGGUGACAGUGGCCUCCCCGACUUGUUCUGCGCCAUCACUGAGGUGUUUGCCAAUGGCGAUGCAUGCUUGCAUGCAGGCAAGGGACUGCUAAAGGAGUACUACCGGGCACUGAUUCACAAUCACCCGCUGACUCAUGUCAAGUUUCUGAUGCCCUGGCUGUCAGCGCAGGACUACGCCAAGAUGCUAGGCUCCGCAGACCUUGGCGUGUGUCUUCACACCUCGUCGAGCAAGCUGGACCUGCCGAUGAAGGUUGUCGACAUGUUCGGUUGCGGCCUGCCUGUCUGCGCCGUCGACUACCCGUGCUUGAGGGAGCUAGUCAAGCCAGGAGAAACCGGCCUUGUGUUUGAAACCAGCGACCAGCUGUGUCAGCACAUAUGUGACCUGCUUCAAGGAUUUCCAGAGCCUACAAAACUUCUGGACUCCCUCAGGGCUAACGUCCACAAGUGGCAGGCUGUUCGUUGGGAUGACAACUGGAGGACAGUAGCGCUACCGAAGUUUCGUGGGGAUCCAUAGUUUGUGCUGGCAGAUCUGCACAAUUUGCGUAUUAAGAGAGGUCUUGUGACAGAUUUACACCAAUCGGCACUGCUUCCUUAAAGCAGUAUUGCACUACGUGUGCUUUAAUUUGUUCCUUUCGCUUGUUGCGGCUGCUCAUCAGUUAUGUUAGUGUUCGAGAAGUAGCGAGCCUGCAUUGAGCGCAUUGGAUCUUUCCGGAGUCCUACAUCUUGGAACAUGGGCAUUUAAGUUAUGGUAUUUGAACACACAUUCUUUGUCAUGUUAUAUUUAACCUUUUUUUUUUAAACAUAUUUUUGGAACAACAUAUUGGGACCAACUGUGCCUUUCACUGUUUUCCACAAAUAAUUGUGAUUAAAAUGACAAACUUCUUCACCGUUA